GGCAGCUUCCUUCUCUCCCCCCUCGAAUUGACUCGCUCUUCAUUCUCAAUCCUUCUUCUCUAUAAAUUCGAUCUUCAUUCUCCCUUUUCUUCAUUCCAAUUCUUUUGCAGGUUUUUGUUUCAACCCAUUUACCAAUCUCUCCUCUUUUCUCCCUUCUCAAAUCUCUCAGAUAUGACUACUGAUGAGAAUUCCAAUGGUGAUAAGAAUCGAGUUCCGAGGUUGAAUGAGAGGAUUCUUUCUUCUUUGUCUAGAAGAUCGGUUGCUGCUCAUCCUUGGCAUGAUCUUGAGAUUGGACCUGAUGCUCCCAAGAUUUUCAACUGUGUUGUUGAGAUUACAAAGGGAAGCAAAGUCAAAUAUGAACUUGACAAGAAGACAGGGCUGAUCAAGGUUGAUCGGAUUCUGUAUUCAUCAGUGGUCUAUCCUCAUAAUUAUGGCUUCAUCCCCCGUACACUGUGUGAAGACAAUGAUCCUAUGGAUGUUCUAGUACUUAUGCAGGAACCAGUUCUUCCUGGCUGUUUUCUCCGAGCCAAGGCCAUUGGACUAAUGCCCAUGAUUGAUCAGGGAGAGAAGGAUGAUAAGAUCAUUGCAGUUUGUGCUGAUGAUCCAGAAUACAAGCAUUAUACCGACAUCAAAGAGCUUCCCCCUCAUCGUCUCUCUGAGAUUCGUCGCUUCUUCGAAGACUAUAAAAAAAAUGAAAACAAGGAGGUGGCAGUUAAUGAAUUCUUACCUUCAGGCGUUGCUCUUGAAGCUAUACAGUACUCAAUGGAUCUUUAUGCUGAGUACAUUCUGCACACCCUGAGGCGAUAGACCAAUGCCAAUCAUCCCGCCGAACACCUUAAUAAAAGGCGUCGCAACGAUUAUACUUCAAACAAACAUGUUCUAUUGUAAUGUGGGACUGCUAUUCUUUUUUGUUUUUGUUUUGUUUUCGUUUUGUUUCGAUUAGAUUAAUCCCAUGUUGAGGUCUAAGCCGUUUAUUUUUUGUUUCCUUUAUGAAUUUGAUCAAUAUAUUGAAUGAGUACUCCAUAUUCUCUUAACAAA
Molecule: messenger RNA, 1038 nt
Organism: Benincasa hispida (wax gourd)
Lineage: Eukaryota; Viridiplantae; Streptophyta; Magnoliopsida; Cucurbitales; Cucurbitaceae
Product: soluble inorganic pyrophosphatase 1
Biological process (GO): phosphate-containing compound metabolic process
Cellular component (GO): cytoplasm
Molecular function (GO): magnesium ion binding; inorganic diphosphate phosphatase activity
Source: RefSeq, a predicted model, not a curated record